CAAGAUGGAGGCUAAGCUCAGUCGCCUUCGGGGAGUGGUGCCCUGAAGCCGGACAUGGGGGAGGGUCCCAGGCACGCCGGAUCGCGGCUCUGUCUGGAGAGAGGCCAAGAGGCUGCCAUCAUGGGCAAUGUGGUAGCUACUACGGAUGGGCAAGGAAGGAGUGGAAUGAAGAUGACCCCCCACCUUCAGGUGUCGGGGAAAGCACCCCUUGGUGGGAUUGGCCUCCGCCACAGUGCCAGGUGGGACUGGAAGUCCAUCACCCUGCACAUGAAGUUGGAGGUGCUUCAGAGGUUUGAAGAGGGUGAGAAGCUGACGCAGAUGGCCUGGGCUCUGGGGCUGGCCACCUCUAUGGUAGCCUCGAUCUGUGUCAACAAGGACAAGAUUCGGGCACAUUCUCAGGCAUCUAUGUCCAUCAGUGCCAAGCAGCUGACCCGCUGUUGGGGGUGUGGUUAUGGGCCAUAUGGAAUGCCUGCUGAGCCUGUGGAUUGAGGAGCAGAAACGGCGGAACCUACCUGUCAGCACACUGCUCAUCCAGGACCAGGUGCAGAGGCUCUUUGCACAGCUGCAGCAUGAGCAGGGUGAUGGUGCCUAGGCUGGGACCUUUGGUGCCAGCAAUGGCCGGUUUGCCCGCUUCAAGGCACGCCACAAUGUGCUGUUGACGGAUGAGCCGACUGUGGCCGAUGCCCAAGCCACUGCCUGCUACCCCUCAGUGUUGCGCACCAUUCUGGAGGAGGGCCGCUACUCACCAAGCCAAGUCUUCAACAUGGACGAGAUGAGCCUGUAAAGGACCACCUGACCUUGCUACUGGGCGGCAGUGCAGCUGGUGACUUUAAGCUAAAGCCCCUGCUGGUAUACCCCUCAGAGAACCCACGUACCCUCAAGGGCUGCUCCAAGGCCAGCCUGCCUGUGGUGUUGCCCUCCAACCGUAACGACUGGCUGACACCCAGUCUCUUACAGGAGUGGUUUAUUGGCUGCUUCUGCCCUGCUGUGGAGAGCUACUGUGCUAGCCACAGCCUCCUGCACCAUGCCCUGCUGCUCCUGGAUGGUGCACCCUGUCACCCUGCCCACCUAGGUAGUCUUUCAGCCCACGUGCGCAUUGAGUUCUUGCCCAAGAACACAUCGGCCCUGAUCCAGCCCAUGAACCAGGGCCUUGUUGCCGCCUUCAAGGCCCAUUACCUGCGCCGCAUGCUUAGCCAGCUGGUCCAGGAGAUGGCUAGUAGAGACUGGCCCUCCAUUCAGGAGUUCUGGCGCAGCUAUACCAUCACAUCUGCAGUAGACAGCAUCGCCCAGGCCUGGGCAGAGCUGCAGCCCGCCACCAUGAACAGUGCCUGGAGGAAGCUCUGGCCCCAGUGUGUCCCUGCCAGCACUUUAGAGCCUGACACCGUGCCCCAGCUCCGCCGCCGUAUUGUGGCACUAACCAGCGAUGUGGGCCUUGGGGACGUGGCAGAAGCUGAUUUUGCCCACCUGCUGCAGAGCCAUGUGGAACCCCCACUCUGCAGAAAACCCCAGGAUGCUGAAGAUGGAGAUGCCAUUGGCUUUGGGCUGCCCUGGGAGGCAGGGAAAGUCCUGGCCUCCAAAAGACCAGACUCAGAUCUUAUGGAAGCUGUGGUGGGUACAUGAACUGAGGAAGCUGAUGUGAUGCACUGAGCCCUGUGCAUCUCAGGCCAUGUCCCAUUUCACUGCUGGCCUGCAGGUCCUCACAGAGAACGAUCCUAACUGGGAGCGCAGUCUGAGGGUGUCCAUUGUGCCCUUGCCCGCUUCUGGGCACUUCACUGGGAAAGGAGGCGACAGGCUCGGGCAACUGCACCCUCAGGAAGCCCUGUGGUGGUGGCCACGAGGGAGUUGGCUGGAAGCCUCUGCUUACCUCAGAUGGAGCCUGCAGAGAGUGGGCUAGUGGCCAAAGUCACACACCCUGAAGGACAGACCUCUAAAGCUGGGCUGCAUGAUUUUGGGCUUGGGCCUGACCUUAGAUGAGCCCUGUCUGAUAUUUUUUGUCUCUGGAAGACAGACACUAUCAUUUCUCCCUCACGGUUCUUAUAUCUCAUGCUCUGUGGGUUCUCUUUUUUACAGUGACACAGCCCACCAGGCUUGGGAAAAAGGAGGGUGGUGGUCUCUGAUGGAAAGAGGAGCUGCGGGGCCCAGGAAUGCCCACCCAUGACACACCCCGCAGCACCAAAGUGGCCCAGCACACCCACCAGAGUGGUCCUCCUUGUGGUGAGCAGCCAGGGCUGAGACCAGGCUCUCCCAUUCGACAACCCUGAUCUCUCACUCCCUGCACCAUUCUACCCAACUUUAUCAUUUUAUUUAUUUUUUUAA
Messenger RNA from Molossus molossus (Pallas's mastiff bat), 2316 nucleotides. Its product is annotated as tigger transposable element-derived protein 1-like. Bases 1138 to 1620 code for a protein of 160 amino acids. The transcript is spliced from 2 exons. Gene Ontology annotation, molecular function: DNA binding. The record is from RefSeq and is a predicted model, not a curated record. NCBI's taxonomy places the organism in Eukaryota, Metazoa, Chordata, Mammalia, Chiroptera, Molossidae.